CGACCAGGAGCAGGAGCAGCCGCCGCCCGCCUCCGCGCUGACGCGCCGUCGAGCGCUCGUGCCGCCCAAGCUCAUCACCGACUCCGUCGACGACCGCCGCCUGUCCGCGGGUUCAGACAACUCUCAGCGAACUCGCCGCAGCUCCAUCGUGGUCAUCCCCCCAAUGCAGAUCUGCCCAGGCGAUCUCCUGGUGUACAGCAAAGUACUCACCAAUCGUAACAAUCUCUUGGAUAUUGAUGGUUCAACGACAAGUCUUGCUGUAUCUGACACAGGCACUGAUAGUAAGAGAAGACCGUGGUCAAUGAAUAUUCCACAGUCCUGGCUGCUUCACGGAUCAGCUGAGGAUAUCAAUCGGCCCGAAUUUCCAAGCGGAUCUUUGCGAAGACAAAAGCGUAUACGCUACCGAUCGGCGACGACACUUGAUGGGGUGAACUCCAGAAAAGGAAAGAACACAUGGUCACUUUUAAGAUUAUUCGAGCGAUCUAGCCGAGGCAAGUCCGGAAGCAUCUGCGGGCUGGAAGAGGUUCUGAACUGCCUGCAGCGGAUAGAUUUCGAUGACGAGCAACUGUCACGGUUCCGCGGAAUGUGCUGGAGCGAGUUCGUGCAGUACUGCGAGAAGAAGGAGAAGGCGGGCAGCGGUAGCGGCAGCGGCAGCAGCGGCAGCCAGAGCGGCAGCGGCAGCGCCUCCUCCAGCGAGGCGUCCAGCCCCGACCGCGUGCCCGCCGCGCAGCCUGCGCCGCCCCCGCCGCCCCCGCGCGCCCCCAGCCCGCCGCCGGCUCCCACGCCGCCCCCGACGCGGCCGCUGCGCCGCUGCCUGCAGCGCGCGCAGAGUGAGCGCUGCUUCGAGCGCCGCCUGAUGGGAGCGCGCGCCGUCUGGAAGGGGCUGGACCGCUCCCUGCCGCUCAAGCCCAGCCCGCUGGUGUCCACGCUCAGCGAGAAAGACCUGCUGGUGUCGCCCGUGUCCACAACCAGCCGCAUCGAGAGCAAACGACGCGAGGCCCUGUGGGACCUCUUCCAGAGCGAGUGCGCCUUUCUCUACGACCACCUCAUGGUUCUCAAAAACGUGUUCAUGGAACCACUUAAGAAGAUACAAGUUGAGGGAUUUGCUAUGUUUGCUGAACCUGAGCUCCUGUUUGGGAAUUUAGACGAGCUAUGUUGUGUAACGUACGCAUUCUGUAAGGAGUUCAUAAGCUUGAUGUUGGAAAACGUUGGACCUAAUGGUGACCUGCCUGUUACCGACGUCUUGGUCAAGUUAUUUCAAAAGAGUUCGCAGGCUGAUUCAGUCUCACAAGCAUACCACUGUUAUGCACUGAAUUACAUCAAUGCUCUAAAUUAUCUAGAGACCCUAAGAAGGCACGUGGAAUUCUGCGAAUUCGAAAAGUGGUGCAACAGGGAUCCGAGAUGCAAGAAGCUGCAGCUAACAGAUUUGCUAGUGGCUCCAGUACAGCACAUAAUGAAAGUUCCACUUAUCCUAAAGGAAGUAGAAACGAGGACUGAAGAACCAGCAGAGAGAGAAUUGAUAGCUCAAAUUCUAGAAGUUGAGGAAAACUCCAUCAGGGAGCUAGAUGACAAGAUGAAAUGGUUGAAAAAUUUUGAAAGACUUUUGGAAAUACAGAGAAACAUAGUGUGGCCAUCAGUUUUUGAGCUGGACUCUAAAGUCUAUGUUCCAGAAUUUCUGAAACCUGCACUUAUGAAGCAACCAUGCGACAGAAUUAUUGUUAGCCCUAGAAGGCAAAUCAUUAUCGAAGGUCCAUUGCAAGUUUGGGAUACAGGAAAGCCACAGGAGAUGUACGUCGUCUUAUUUGAUGACAUGCUUUUGAUUACACGGAAGAAGAAAGGAUUAUCAAAAAAGAAAUCAUCCAUUUCUGAGAACUGGGCAAGUUCAUGCAGCCGUGGGUCACCCUCCAAUGAACCUGCAGUGCGCUACAUUGUGUACAAACAACCACUGUCACUAGAUCGCUUCUUCAUUCAUGACGUGACAACCCUGGAAAGCGCCAGUUGUCGCUUGGAAAAUGCAUUUGUUUUAGUGAGCUUGAACAGAUUUCAACAAGUUGUUACCAUUCACACAUUUCAAGCCCCAUCUGAUCAAGUAAAGCAAACGUGGCUGCUGAAGCUUAGAGACACCCAGGACAAGUGGAAACGGACACUUCAACAUACAGUCUUUCGUUCACCCCGUCUGUCCACCUGCAGUGCAAAGUCUUCCACCUGACUACCUUCUGAUAUUGGGUUGUCUUCAAGCAUGAUAUGAAACAUAAUGAAACGUUAUUUUUUGUAUAAUUCUUCUAGAUAAGUGUACUGAAUGUGAAAUAACUAUGUUAUGAAGAUAUCUAUUAUUUACAACAUAAUGAAGUACCAGGCAUGAAAAGAAAGUUGUUUUUACAGAAAGAAUAUAUUUUAUCUAAAAUUUAGGCAUAUAAUAUAUUUAAUUAAAAAUUAAUCACAUUGUAAGUGGGAAUAUAAGUUAACCAGAUGUGGAGUAAUUUUCAUAUACAUUUCUUACUUUUUUAACUUUUAAAUUCAUAUAUUAUGUUCCCACUGACAUAUUUUUAAUGAAAAUUUUGAUAAUUAAUAUUUGACUGGUGCUGUGGCACAACUAAAUACAAUCAUUAUGAGUAAUAGAACUUGCAAGAUUGUUAUUUUUGUUGUGGGAAAAAUAUUUUACUAAAAGUAAUUGCACACAGUAUUUAAUUGUAAAUGAACCAUGUUCUCAGAAAAUAUGACUUAUAUUUGGAUGAAAUUACUGAAACAACAGUAACAACCAAUUGCAAUUGUGUUUUUCUUCAGUUGAUCUAUGCUGUUUUCCUCCAAAGAAUGGAACAUGCUUCAUAGCAUAAUUUACAAGCAACAUGUCUCAGUUUGUAAGAAAUGACUGAUGAUCAACUUCAUACUUUUUUUUACCUUUUACGCGAUCUCAUGUAGUUUAUGGUGUUUGUGGUCAUGAUCAUGAGAAGAAACACUUGUGAUCUGUAAUAAAAGCAGUGCGUGAUGAAGUAUAUGGAAUGUGCUGGCUUUGUUGUCUAAGAGUAGUAAUAUGUGUGAUAUACAUUGUUCUCCAGAAAUAUUAUGACACUUUGCAUAACAAUGAAUUCCAACUAGUUUCCCUUUGAUUCUUUAAAAGUUAUAAGAAUGUGAUGAAAAAUGGUGACUAAAAGCUGUCCAAACAAAUGAAUGUGAAUGUAGUAACAAUAAUCCAAGGGCUAUACUAAUAUCUCCAAAGGAAAUAUUUAGUAUGUGAAGAAAUUACUUGUCUUCCAUGUUCUUCUUGGUUCACAGAAAUUAAAUAUUCUAUUGUUGUUACUUGAUGCAAUUACUGUAAAUGAUUUCACUUUAUUUGUAUGUACUGGAUUCAAUGCCAAACAAAACAGAAGUACUUGACUGGCAAACUAUGUUCAACAAUAUAGUAUUAUAUUUUGAUCCAUGUAGGUGUCUGCAUUAUGACUCAUUCAUGUGUUUGGAAUCUCAGUGAUUAUUCUUAAAUUGUUGCAUGUUAGUAAUAUUCUUUUGUCAGAAAUUAGUAAUGCAUUGUAUUUAAAUUGUUAAAUAAUCUGCAUGUAAUUGUUGUAUUUAAUUUUCUCUUGUUCAUGAAUAUCUACCAACAGGACCAUGUUUCCAUCACUCCUUAGAUUCUUAACACUGAAACAGUAAAAGUGAAUCUGCUCUAGUGUGAUCCAUAAAUUUGUUUCAGUGAUUGCAAGUGUGAAAUGUGAGCUAUAUCCACAAACGUUUAAAAAUGGAUAUGUAAGUAUUGUUCUGUAAUGAUAAAUUUGUAUCUUAAUUAAUUUUUAGACACUGAGCCACUUGCUUAAGGGAUAAUACUUUUUCUCAUGUUUUCUACGUUUUAUGAUAGAAAUAUUACUUUCUGAACUAAAGGUAUUUCUCAUAAUAAGUGUGAGCAGCUGCCAUAUGAUGAAAGCUAAUGAAGAUUCACAUCACUGUAAAUAACUACCAGCUGAGGAACUAAAGAUAUAAUAUAUCCUGGAAGCUGAGAUCUUCCAUAACGACACUUCUAGGUAAUUAGUGUGAGUUAUUUUGGGUACUGUAUUCUGCAGUUUUGGGGAUCUCAUAAUUAUUUCGUUUUCUUAAUAUACAGUGAUCAAGGAAUUCUAUAUUUCACAGUGUAGUCAAAUCUAUUCUUCUGAAGGUAAUUUCAUUUCACAGGAGAAUUGUGAUUUCCUUCACACUAGGAUUUGAAUUCAGUUACUGCAUGAGAAUACUUACAUACUCUGUAGUCAAAAUUUCCACCUCAGUAUCCUAAAGACAAAAGAUAAGUUUGACCAUUUAAAUGAUUCAGUACAUUUGAUAAGUUCAGAAAAUUCCACCGUCUUCUGCAAGAUAAUCAUCUUUGAUGUAUCUCUGUUGCUGAAAUCAAAGCUGGAAGUACAUAUCGAAACAAUAUUAUUUCUGAUUUGUUUGCUAAUACUAGGCUUAGCACCAAAAAAUCUGGAAAACUGUGUCACUCACAGGAACAUUAACAGUCCAUAGAUAUGAGAAGUCAAUGAUAAUAAUUAGCAGUCAAAACUGAUGUCCUUCAAUAAUAAAAAUUUAGCUACAAAAGAUAUGCUAUUCUCUGAGACUGUGUGUAUUGGACCUCAGAGAAUUGUAACAUGUGUUUCAUCAUUCAGGUAAGUCCAUGAAAAACUAAUAUUUUAACUAAGUAAUGUGUGGGAAAUGCAGGUAAUAAAUAAUCAUGUGUCUUCAUUUAUGAAGGACUGUCUGAGGCAAUUUGGUUUCUAUAGUUUACCACAUUUAUAAGAGACAAAAUCCAAAUACUCCCAGCAAUAUUUAGAUACAUGACAGAAAUCUGUCUGAUGAUGCAAAUGAGUGGAGUUUCGAAUGAACUGGCAACAAACUGAAUUCCAUAUUUGCCAUGCGGAAAUAUCAUAAAGAGAUUAUGGAAGAAGAAAAAACAAAGUACCUACCAGCAUAGUAAAUUAAAAUUUAUUUGGUGUAGGCAUAUUAUAAAGAUGAUGUGGUAAUCAUUGUAAAUAGAGGAUACUUAUGGUAUGGCUUAGAAAAGGUGAGUGCUAAGUGCAUCAAACAAGUAGAGAAAAGCUGUAUAAUACUAGAAUAUGCCCAUUUCAAAAUAAGAGAAAAAUUAUUUACAGGUAACAGGAAAUGAAACGAUUUUUUUCCAAAUUGUAGUUCAGUAAUCUAUUGAACGAAAACCUAUAGCCCUCAUUGAUGAACACAUACUAAUGAUUUUUUUCGUAUUGAGUCCAACACAAAAAAUUAAUACACUAUUUUCUUGCAUUCAGGUAGAUUCCCCUGUAUAGUCGUAACUUCUUUGAAGUGUAAAAAUCUUCAGGUAUUUGGAAACACUAUCAUUACACACAAAUCUUCUGUAAUGUUUAUGUUUCCAACAAUUUGAAAUAUUCACAUUCAGUCAGCCUACAUACUCAGUCAUACUACAUAUGCCUAUUCAAGCAGUUUUCAUGAUUGACUUUGUUUUAAUUGUUAUGUCCCUGCUCCCUGCUUCUCCAGUUUUCCAAGAUGGAUUAGUGAUCAGAAAUUGAUCACAUUUAUGCAAUAAAGCCGGAUUUCAAUGACGAAGCUGGAACAUACAGAAUUUGACACUGAAAGUUAAGCACAUAGCAUUACUUCUGGUGCACAGUGUUAAGUAAUAAGUGUUUUCUCAAUUGAGUAAAGGAUAUGAAUUCAAGCCCACACUUGGGACACAGCUUUCAUCAGUCAGAUCGUUUUAUUAUGAUGCAGCCUACAUACUCAGUCAUACUACAUAUGUCUAUUCAAGCAGUUUUCAUGAUUGACUUUGUUUUAAUUGUUAUGUCCCUGCUCCCUGCUCCUCCAGUUUUCCAAGAUGGAUUAGUGAUCAGAAAUUGAUCACAUUUAUGCAAUAAAGCCGGAUUUCAAUGACGAAGCUGGAACAUACAGAAUUUGAAACUGAAAGUUAAGCACAUAGCAUUACUGCUGGUGCACAGUGUUAAGUAAUAAGUGUUUUCUCAAUUAAGUAAAGGAUAUGAAUUCAAGCCCACACUUGGGACACAGCUUUCAUCAGUCAGAUCGUUUUAUUAUCAUGCACACACUGUUACAAAGUAAAAUAUUUGUUUCAGUAUGUUGAUUUCAGCAAAUGUUUCACUAAAACCUAAUACUGAUCUGUAUAUAAACUGUAUUGAUAUUUUGGUGUUCCAUGCAAGCCAAGUAAUUUCCAAUAGUUAAGAUGAAUUUUAAAUGUGCUACAUGUUUUCAUUUCAUAAUACAUUGCCACCCUGUAACAAAAUCAGCCUUCACAGAAACACUAAGUUUGGGAUCAUACUACAUCUCUUCUCUCUUUCCUUUGAUUUUCUUCUGUUGGAGAGGUCCCUAAAAUAAAAUUUAGUUAAUUAUUUAUAAGCCAGUGUUCUAGUCUCCAAUGUUGCCAGCUUCUGCUACCAACGUGUUCUAAUUGUUUUUUCACUGAAUCAAAAUGCAAAAUAUGAAUUACAUAGCAAAGAACAAAAGUAUUAUUAAUGUUUAUCCAUUUUCCAACCCUGAGAUUAGAUACACACAAUAUCAUUAAUACAAUAAGUACAUAUGUAAAACCAUGAGAAAUGAUCGUUACAGAACUGUGGUUAUUGUUCCUAACAUCCAGGCAAUUUGUAAUAAUCAGUUAUCUUAGUAACUAAAAUAUUUUUGCUCUAGGAACACAAAACUUUAAUUACUUACUCCUAACUGGAACUGAUGUUUCACAUAUUUGUUGAAGCCUGAUGCAAAUCAUUCAGUCAAUUUAGAAAAAUGCAUUGUAGCAUUUUCUUGAAUUUCUUGCUAAAAUAUGGUAAAAUUUAAAAAAUAGAUCUUUCAAUAUUUCCAACCCAGAUUUUAAAAAUUAUAAUUUACGAGUGACCUGAAUUUUAAGUAUGAUUGUAAAAUGUUCUUAUACUUAAAGUAAUGAUCACUUUAUGCAAUGUACAUAUGGCAUUUUAUCCUGGAAACACUUCUCUAAAAAAGACAUUUAAUCAAUAUAUGAUAUAGUUUAAUGUGUCAGUCGUUUUUGUUUUGUAUACAAACACUUUAAAUCCAGUGUUAAUAUAUUUAUAGUAUGUAGAAAAGAGGUUUCAUGCAUGGUGAAUGUUACAACUACUUACACACAAUUGGUCAUAGUGGAGCUGUGUCAUAUGAUAUACGAAAUUAGAUGUUCAGGUUUUUCAUCUGAUACUCCAAAAAUGCCAUAUUACUUUCGCAAGGAAUAUCUCUAAAUAAUCAUGUGUUUAAAGGUGUGUGAUGUACUGUGAGUCAAGUGAAACGACUAUAUUUUUGACAUUUUGUCAAAUACAAUGUAAAGAACGUUUACAGCUCUCUGAUAUGUUCAUGAGCUGCCUUUAUUACCACUACUGGAACCAAAAUCAGUGUGUGGUAAUUUUAAAAAACUUUAACAGAGCCUCAGAGUAUAGGAGAUUUUGUUCCCGUCUAUGUGUAUAAACUGCUAAAUAUAAGAUAUACGAAGUAAAGAUUAUCUGUACUUAGAUACAUAAUUAUCCUAAACUGAUACUUGUUAUCCUUUAUGCUAAUGGAUCUCAAAACAUAAACCAUGAGCCCUUUAUGUUUCUGCUCCUUAUAAUUAAACUACAUGAAUGUUGUGGAGAUUGGUUUAAAUAAGUUAAAUUUAUAUCUACUGAUUAAGAAGCAACAGUGAUUAUAAUUUAUUAAUCUUAAAUCCAGUACAACACAGCCUAUGCCAAUUGGAAAUAAUGCUUACCGUAAAUACGACGUCAACAAAUAUGAAGGAGAAAAUUGUUUUAUUUUCUGCUGUAUAUAAGUGAAAUAGUUCAUGCAAUAUUAGUCUUGCACAAAUUAUGAAUUAUUACUCCAUUAAUGGAAUUAGUACCAAUAUAUGUAUCUUGACAAUCAACUAAAAUAUACUUAGA
Molecule: messenger RNA, 7859 nt
Organism: Schistocerca piceifrons (Central American locust)
Lineage: Eukaryota; Metazoa; Arthropoda; Insecta; Orthoptera; Acrididae
Product: pleckstrin homology domain-containing family G member 7-like
Exons: 13
Coding region: 164-2209 (681 amino acids)
Biological process (GO): Rho protein signal transduction
Molecular function (GO): guanyl-nucleotide exchange factor activity
Source: RefSeq, a predicted model, not a curated record